AUGGCGAGCAUCAUGAAGGACGUGGAAGCUGUGGGCAACGAGCAGACCAGAGCCUUCAACGAGGCCGAACAGCAGAUCGGCCGACUCCGGGAAGCCUUGUUGUCUGUUCGUAACGGAGGGACAGCUGAGGAGCUUGCCUCCCUGGCUGCUAAAGCGAAGGAGUCGAGCUCCGCAUCAGUGCUUGCGAAGCGGCAUCAGAGUUAUCACGCCAGACUUUCACAGUUGUCUCGAUCCCUCUCGGAGUUCCAGAGCAUUGCUGAGGAAGAUGUCACUAAGGCGAUACGACAGCAUGUGAUGCCGAAGUCAGCGGAGACGGUGGAACAACAGGCUGAUUUCUCACGGUAUAUGCGGAAAAUUGUGGCUGUGCAUCUCUUGCAAACGGGAAAAUUCGAAGCCUUUGAAAGUUUCGUCAAGGAGGUUGAGCAUCUCGAUGGGAUCACGGACUUGGUUCCUGAACAGGAAGCUGAGCGCAUGAAGUCUAACGGGGAGCUGGAGGAGGCUAUAGAGUGGUUCAAAGGCGACAAGCAGGCAACUGGGAGAGCAACAGCUCUCAGGAAGGAGAUAGUUGAGAACACUCGGAGAGACCUCCUCCUGCAGAAGGUAUGCAACAUGAUAGGGAGCUGUCUAGACCCGGCUGCUAUACUGGAGUACAUCCGCGAUAAUUUCGGAGGUGGGGCCUCUACGGUUGGCGAUGAGGAACAGCAGAAAAGGCUUCAGAGUUGCCUUCUGGUUCUCGCCCUCCCGGCAACGAAACGAGAUGGUCACUUAGCUGAAGCUGAUGGACUUGACAGCGACGCUUUGGAUAGAUUCUGGACUCUAUACUAUCGUGGAACUUGGCCGGGCCAUGUGUACUCCCCGCCCAAGGAGGAGCCCGCCCCGACUGUAGAAGAUCCCGUCGAUGAACCAGCGCAACCUUCUGAAUGCCCUCCUCCAAAGCGGUAUCGAUUAUGGACCCCUGAACCACGCGAGGGGUAUGCUCGAACUGGCAACUACUCUGCAUGUAUUGCACCGAGUGUCAUCCCGCCUGGAGACGUCGAGGAGACUAUCACUACGACCAAGGCCAGCUCGUUCCUGCGGUCACCGCGGUCGACAGUCGUUUCCAACCAGGAGGGGAGUUCUUCUCAUUCCCAUCGCAACGGCAGAACUGAGGGAAUGGGCUGCAGCAGAAUCCGCCUCCAACGGAGAGAUCGUGACCGGGCACCUAUUCGUAUAAUACGGCGAAGUCCUGAAUCACCUAGGACAACUCGAGACUGGAGUCGCCAGCCUCGUUCUUCUGCCGAGUACAUCUCGCCAAGAGCUCCGAGACCUACGGCUAUUCAGCUGCAUGACGCGAACUUCGUCAUGCGCAUUCUCGCAGAAAAUGCUCGUCGCGUUGUUGGGACGCCUGACCCACCAUCAACACCACCGCUGGACGAGACACCAACUGAGCCUGAUGACAGGUUUAUACGUUCGAGUCGCGUUCUCUCGCAACCAUCUGAGGGUGACGUUCCGGGAGUACCGAAAGAAUCUCCGCUGUACUUGCUGUUGGCUAGCGGCAGAGUCGCCGUUCGCCAGCUCCUGGAGGUCCAGUCUGUUGUACAGCGUCAUGAAAUGCUUGGAGUGCCUUGUGAAUCGUUACCAGUCGAGUUCGACUUGCCAGAGCGGUUCACACCUCAUUCGGUGUUCACUUGCCCAGUGUCUCGUAAGAUGACAACCACAGCCGACGAUUGGGAUAGACCCGACUUCCCGAUAAUUCUCUUUGGAAUACUCAUCAACACAACACCGAAUGUUCUUCGUUCACUCUACACAAUCACUAAGCACAGAGAUUAA
Messenger RNA from Perkinsus marinus ATCC 50983, 1809 nucleotides. RefSeq lists its product as hypothetical. Gene Ontology annotation, cellular component: nucleus; GID complex; cytoplasm. Lineage: Eukaryota; Perkinsozoa; Perkinsida; Perkinsidae. The transcript is spliced from 18 exons. Gene Ontology annotation, molecular function: ubiquitin-protein transferase activity. The record is from RefSeq and is a predicted model, not a curated record. Gene Ontology annotation, biological process: proteasome-mediated ubiquitin-dependent protein catabolic process. The coding region runs from base 1 to 1809 and encodes 602 amino acids.